This is a messenger RNA of Serinus canaria (Common canary), 1535 nucleotides long. RefSeq names its product translocator protein 2 (gene TSPO2). The transcript is spliced from 4 exons. Gene Ontology annotation, cellular component: membrane; endoplasmic reticulum. Bases 191 to 685 code for a protein of 164 amino acids. Gene Ontology annotation, molecular function: cholesterol binding. NCBI's taxonomy places the organism in Eukaryota, Metazoa, Chordata, Aves, Passeriformes, Fringillidae. The record is from RefSeq and is a predicted model, not a curated record.
UUUAAUCAGCCCCAGCCCCAGCUCUCCGCCCAGUUUGGGGCCGUUUGGGUAAAACCCGGCUGCAGCUGCGGCACUCGGGGAUCACCGGUGGGGACAGCCCGUCCUGGAUGUCCCAGCCCUUCCCUCGGCCAGGCACAGCGAGGCACUGACCCAGAGCAGGAAAAGAGCAAUCUCAAGCCCCUGAGGGAGGAUGUGGGCUUACACCGUGGGCUUCACCGUCCUGCCCCACGUUGGAGGAUUCCUUGGCUGGUUCCUGAACAGGAAGGAGAUCCCAGAGUGGUACGAGAAGCUGAAAAAACCUUCCUGGUGCCCGUCCCGCAGAGUGUUCCCUGUGGCCUGGACCAUGCUGUACACGGGCAUGGGCUACGCCUCCUACCUGGUGUGGAACGACCUGGGGGGCUGCAGCAGCAAGGCCAUCCUCCCUCUGGGGCUCUACGGGGCUCAGCUGGUGCUCAACUGGGCAUGGCCACCCUUGUUCUUCGGUGCCCACAACCUGAACAUGGCUGUGAUCGAUGUGCUGUGCCUGGACGGGCUGGCGCUGGGCACGCUGUGCUCCUGGUACCGCAUCAACCGGCUGGCAGCGCUGCUGCUGCUGCCCUACCUGGGCUGGCUGGCCAUGGCCACCUGCCUCACCAUCCGCAUCUGGAAGGACAACCCCCAGCAGAAGUCGGGCAAGAGCGACUAAAAUCCCUUUUUGUGUUGUUAACUGGCCUGAGGUGAAGCGAAUUUUCAGGGGAAAAAAAGUGUGUUCACUUCGUUCCCUGCUGAAGGGAGAGAGAAACGAUGCAUGUGACUUUAUCUUGUUAGAUGGCUAAUUAAUGACUUCAUUUGGUAUUAUUGUUAUUCUAUAUUACAUUACAUUCAAAUUGAAUCUGCUAAGCACUCAAUUCUGGAUACAAAACACCAUCACUGUGGGGAAACAAACACCAUCACUGGGUGAACGAUCCCCAUCCUGCAUUCUACUUUUGCACAAAGUACAGCAAAUGAUGAGAAUUGUUUUUCCUUUCUCUGAGGUUCAGAGGAUGUGAAACCCCCCCAGAAAUAUUCUUGGGGAGAAUUGUGCCUUGCUUUUCUCUGGGAAGAGAGGUGUUGCUGCAGAGGUGAACUGAGCUGUAACAAUUUCAGGGUUCGUUUUGGGAUUUGCCUCCUCCUCCUCCUCCUCCCAGCUCCACGGGGAAAGGUUUGCACUAUUCCUUCCAUUAAUGGGGUUUUCUCCAGCUGAUUUUUUAAUGUGCAUUUCUAUUUUAAUUUCUAAACCCACAGCAGAGAGAACUCUCACCUUUGCACAGGGGGAGGUUCUGGAGUUGUUCACAGACUUCCUUUUGUACAAAACCAAGGGAAAUUUUCUUUUAUAUGAAAAAUGAUCCCACACAAUGCAGGGUAAGACCAGGACACAUCCAGAAUUCAGGGUCUGUCCUGCACCUUCCCCUGCAGAGCUCCAAACCUGCCCCUCUUCCCUCCUCCCCAAAUGGCACCAGGUCAAAUUCCAGCAGUUAUUACCUGGAAUAAUUCAGGCUGGGAACCCCUCCCCACCA